AUGUUGCUGGCCAACAUUGGCCUUGCAAGUGGUUUGGCUGACUUGCGACUGAUCUCUUACAACAUCCGCUAUGCCACAACAUUACUAUCAACUAAUGAGGAGCCAUGGGCUGCUCGUCGGCCUUUGAUGGCCUCGCAGGUCAAUUUCGAAACCACCAAUUGCCCAGAAGCCUUGAUCUGCAUGCAAGAGGUAUUGAAUGAGCAACUCGUCGACCUCCAGUCGGAUCUUGGAAGCAAUUGGAACCAUGUUGGGGUUGGUCGGAAUGAUGGUGCGCAAAAUGGAGAGUAUUCACCCAUUAUCUACCAAGCAGACACCUGGCAACUGGAUAGAAACAAGACGUACUGGCUCAGCCAGACGCCCCACGUGUUCAAGCAUCGCACAACAGGUGUGCCUCUGGUAUUCAUGUGCACGCACUUUGACCAUAUAGGGACGGUUGCCCGGAAUGAGAGCGCCAAGUUGAUCAUCAAGAUAUCUGAUGAGUGGAUGGUCCAAGGCUCCAACUCAACGAAGCCCGCUCCUGUGUUUCUGGGCGGUGACUUGAACCUUGAGCCUACAGAGGAGGGAUACCAGACUUUAACUACCCCAGGCGCUUUCCAGGACAUCAAAGAUCUCGUCCCCAAGACACACUGGUACGGCAACGCCAAAACAUCGACCAGCUUUACCACAUCGACUUUGGACGACAUCCGUAUUGAUUACCUGUUCGUGCGCAAUCCUCUUGGCACCCAAUUCUCGACGUAUGGAGUCUUGACCAACAAAUUCGAGGAUCGGGUGUAUAUUUCGGAUCAUAGGCCAGUAGUGGUGGACGCAGAAAUGCUGGCAUGA
Messenger RNA from Neurospora tetrasperma FGSC 2508, 822 nucleotides. RefSeq lists its product as uncharacterized. Lineage: Eukaryota; Fungi; Ascomycota; Sordariomycetes; Sordariales; Sordariaceae. Bases 1 to 822 code for a protein of 273 amino acids. Gene Ontology annotation, molecular function: 3'-5'-RNA exonuclease activity. The record is from RefSeq and is a predicted model, not a curated record. The transcript is spliced from 2 exons.